Messenger RNA from Antechinus flavipes (yellow-footed antechinus), 1562 nucleotides. It is a transcript of the gene IL10, whose product is annotated as interleukin 10. The coding region runs from base 41 to 565 and encodes 174 amino acids. NCBI's taxonomy places the organism in Eukaryota, Metazoa, Chordata, Mammalia, Dasyuromorphia, Dasyuridae. The record is from RefSeq and is a predicted model, not a curated record. Gene Ontology annotation, cellular component: extracellular region. Gene Ontology annotation, biological process: immune response. Gene Ontology annotation, molecular function: cytokine activity. The transcript is spliced from 5 exons.
CAGAGCUACCAGCCAGACCCCAGGAGACGAAAGCCUUACCAUGCCUACGUUGAUGCUGCUCUUCUGCUUCCUUUUCCUGACUGGCCCCAGCCCCAGUUCUGCCUCAGAGAACAACUGUACCAGCUUCUCCACCACAUUGCCCAUCUUACUCCGAGAACUUCGAAUAGGCUUCGAGGGAGUGAAGGGAUACUUUCAAAGUAAAGACGAAUUGCUCUCUGUGAGACUGUUAGAUGAGUCUUUGCAGAACGACUUCAAGAGUUACCUGGGCUGCCAGGCCUUGUUAGACAUGAUUAAGUUUUACCUGGAUGAUGUGAUACCUCAGGCAGAGAAUGAAACGGAGAUCAAGAACAGCGUGGUCUCUUUAAAAGACAAGCUGAUUGGACUGCAAAGGACACUCAGGCAAUGUCACAAAUUCCUGCCUUGUGAAGUCCAAAGUAAUGCUGUCCAGAAAAUCAAGAACGACUAUAAACGGCUCAAUGGUAAUGCAGUUCUCAAAGCAAUGGGGGAGUUUGACACAUUCAUCAACUACAUGGAGGCAUUUCUGAUAAAGCAAUUCAAAAGCUGAGAGAUCCUUCAAACCAGAAAACCAAGACAAUGCCUCUGCUAGAAACUGGAACAAAAUGAAGCAUCUCUACAUUUAGAUGCCAGGAUUCCAUGAGCUGAGCCAGGUUUUGGAAAACCCAAUGACACCUUUUCCCCUCAAUCCCUAGGCUAUUUAUUACCUUCAGUCAAUACCUCAUCUACUAUUAUCUCUAUUUAUUUAUCAAACUUCUCUUUGAAUUAUUUAGAAAGAAGACACCUUUUUAUUUUUAAAGUAUUUAUUGUUUGUAUCUAUUAAAUUAUAUCCAUAGGAUAUCCUGUGAAUUAAAAAAAAAUAGGUUAUAGACUAUACAUCUAUGUAUGUAUGUAUGAAUGUAUAGAUAUGAAUGUGUAUAUAUAUAUUUAGCUUCUUGUUUCAGAACUAAUGGACUCCACUUUCUCAUCAGUCAAAUUUUUGUUCUUUUUCUGGGUCCCCUCACCUAGGAUUAUGGGAUCCUAGAAGCAGAGCUAGGGAGUUUGGGGUUAUCAAAUCCCAUCUCUUCAUUUUACAGAGGAGGGGGCUUGAAUGAUUUCCCAUGAUCACAGAAUUAGUAAAUGGCAGAGUGAGAUUUAAGCUGGAGACUGACAAAUCCAGCAUGAGUUCCAUAGCAUUAUACAUCAGGCUCAUGGACCUGCUGUCAUCAUGACUUCUUUUUCCUCCUUCAGAAAGGAGAACUUACAAAUGCCAUGGGCAACUCUACCGAUGAUCUGAUUCAUGCUCAAGAGGGACUUUAGGGUGUUUUUCCCUAAUUAUCUUGAAAUCCCAUCACACCAGAGCUCCCCUUUAUCUACUCUAUUCAAAUCUACUAUAUGCUUCAUUCUUAGAGGCCACAGAUUGUAUUUUAUUUUAAAUGAGUUGAUUUUAGUUCUAAUAGAACUCAAUUUUAAUUCUAAGAGCUAUGAAAUUCCUCUGAGAAAUGGAGGGUAUAAUUUUGUAACAGAUUUUAUUUUGUAAUAAAAAGAAAGAACACUCAUGAAACCCA